GAUAAAAUCUGAAUAUAACAUAUACAUAUAUAUACGGUUGCAAGUACUUCAGCCAUUUCAACAAAGAGGUCAAAAGGGAAGAAACUAAGGAGGAGAAAAGAAAAAGCAAUGGCCAAUUCAUCUACUCCACCACCAAACAACCAGGAAAUGGAAGAUGAUGAUCAACAAGUUGAAGAAACUGUGGAAGCUGGGGAACAAGUUGAAGAAAUUAGCAAUGUAGAUGAAGAAGAGGAAGAAGAAGAAGAGGAGAUGGAACCUGAGGAACAACAAGAUGCAGCUGAAGAAAUCAUGCCAGAUUGGGUUAAUUCGUUGCUGAGGAGAAAAUUCUUUGGAGUUUGCUUGUAUCAUGCGGUCCACCAAAAAAAUGAGCUGAACAAGUACUGCAUCACUUGUGAUGCUGAAGCUUGUAGGUAUUGCUUGUCAUCUGGUUUCCAUGAUGAGCAUGAAGUUCUCAAGAUCUAUCGCCAUGUCUACCAAGAUGUUGUGCCCUUUGAUGAGAUGGAUGACCAUUUUGACUGCGAAAGAGUCCAGCCAUACAAGUGCAACAAGAAAUGGGUUGUUUCAUUGCAUCCUCUCCCACACUGUGGAUCAGGAGCACAAUAUGAAGCUGAGGCAUCCUGUGAUACCUGCCAGAGAAAGUUAGGUGACCCUGAACAGUACCGCUUCUGCUGCAUUUCUUGCAAGGAGCAGGGGAGAGAGACCUCCAUUUUUAUUGCAGAGUCGACGUAUAGUGGACUUGAUGAUGGUCACAAGAAAGAAGACUAG
Molecule: messenger RNA, 765 nt
Organism: Oldenlandia corymbosa var. corymbosa
Lineage: Eukaryota; Viridiplantae; Streptophyta; Magnoliopsida; Gentianales; Rubiaceae
Source: the annotation of a GenBank genome assembly